Messenger RNA from Selaginella moellendorffii, 1146 nucleotides. Its product is annotated as ethylene-responsive transcription factor ABI4. The coding region runs from base 34 to 1116 and encodes 360 amino acids. Gene Ontology annotation, molecular function: DNA-binding transcription factor activity; DNA binding. Gene Ontology annotation, biological process: regulation of DNA-templated transcription. The transcript has a single exon. Lineage: Eukaryota; Viridiplantae; Streptophyta; Lycopodiopsida; Selaginellales; Selaginellaceae. The record is from RefSeq and is a predicted model, not a curated record.
UUGAGAAAGGACGAGCAGCAGCUCGGAUGAUAGAUGUUUGAACUGGAAAGCAUUCCAAUUCACGGCGCUGCUUCACCACCACCGUCGAUGGAUAAUUCAGCACCGCCUCCAACACCACCAUCACCACCACCACCAGCGCCAAUCCAGCCUCCAGGAGUCGCGGAGGAAGUGAGCUCUGCUGCUGCUGGUGCUGCUGCUACUUCCAAUGCCCGUCCUUCUUCCCAGAAAGGAGGAAGGAGAGCGAGAGCCAGAGGGAAAGGCGGUCCAGAGAACGGUCUCUACACGUACAGAGGUGUCCGGCAACGGAGCUGGGGACGAUGGGUAGCCGAGAUCCGCGAGCCGAGGAGGCGGACUCGGGUAUGGCUGGGAACAUUUGCGACUGCUCAAGACGCUGCUCAAGCUUACGACAUGGCAGCCUGGCGGCUCUACGGCUCCCGAGCUCAGCUCAACCUCCGGCCAUCACCCCCGUCGUUUUCUUCGUCUUCUCGACAAGGGAGCGCUGGUGGUAGCAGCGUUGCGAAGCCCAGGAUCAUACUUCCAAGUUCCAUGCGUCCUCGAAUGAUGAGCCUUCCUCCUCACCACCACUUCCAAAUUCCCAACUUCAAUCAAUUCCUUUCUCAUCAAGCCGCCACCAGCUCUUUAUUUCCGCUUCCAAAUGCCACCGCCGCCACUGCUGUUGCUGGUACUGGUCCUCUACUGCUGGGAUCUUCUUCCUCGUUUUCUUCUUCCUCUUCUUUCUUGUACCCAGCAGCAGCAGCAUACAGGGAGUCCUUGCAAAGAACCAGUAACUUGAGCAGCAACUCGAGCUUUUCGGUUGCCUGUUCUUGUUGCGUACAGCCUCCGGAGCAGCAAAAGUAUCCGGACGUCUGGUAUGACAGCAUUCUAAGCGACUCCGAAUCAAGCCCAAGCCAGCUGACAGGAGGGCCCUCGUCUCCAAGCUCUUGCAGCGGGAUUCACUGGCAUCUCUCCAAUGUUGACGAUUCUAACGAUAAAAAAGUCGCAAAUCAUGGACCCUUUGACUGGAUUCCCGACAUGUUCGACUCGUCAGCGGCCGUCAACGAGAUCCUGUCCGCCAACACCAGCAGCAGCAGCACAAGCUUGUCACCAAAUAGUUGAGCUCCGUCCGCGCUGAUCAAUUCUUUCUUU